AUGACCCUCCAGAUGGCGCUAAUCCCUGGCGCGCCGACCCUUGGCCACUUUGACGACACGUCACAAUCGGCAGGCGCAAGACACCAACGGGCCAUACGGACGGGUGCUGGCUGUCCUGUUAUUCUUCUUCGUCGCCAGGCGAGCUACCCUGGAGCACGAACGGUGCUCCGGCCAGUUGGCGGUCUGCCGGUUUCUGACGAUCAGCGAGACAUGCAAAGCCCGCGGCGCCAGAGCCAACAGGAGCUGAUCGUGCCUUGCAGUGUGCUCAUGCUGUAUGCGAAGAAAGACAUGCGUCUUCGGGCGGAAGCCUCUGGUGGUCAAGCACCCCUUCAGAUCAAGCUGGCUGUUCGUGCCGCCCGCGUAGUCGUCCUCGGAGGCGUGGUGAUGGCGCUGGCAAUGUCCCUGGCCACUUGGUACCCAUCGCACUUGCGAUUCAUUCGCGCGUUCGCCCUCACUGGCGGUGCGCUUGUUCCGUACCUCCCUUCAGCAUGUCCGAGACCACACCGAUUCUCGGGAGUCGGCUUAAAGAAUGGCCACCUAGAACUCUUGCUGGGCGGCCACUACGCACUGUGCGUCAUCGCAGCAGUGUUGGCCGCCAUCUCAGAAAUCACUGAUAUGUUCAUGAAAUUCUACUGGGAACUACGAUGGCAAGCGCACUGA
Colletotrichum orchidophilum is the source of this 660-nucleotide messenger RNA. RefSeq lists its product as uncharacterized. Bases 1 to 660 code for a protein of 219 amino acids. The record is from RefSeq and is a predicted model, not a curated record. NCBI's taxonomy places the organism in Eukaryota, Fungi, Ascomycota, Sordariomycetes, Glomerellales, Glomerellaceae. The transcript has 4 exons.